AUGUCCCUCGUCCUCUCGCCCGAGGAUCAAAAUAGCGGUUUCUUUUCGUCCCCCUCGCCAGGAGGUGGAGGCCACAAUGCGACGGCAUCGUCCCCAGACCACGCAGGCGGAUUCGGCAUGACAACUAGCGGAGUUAUUCCUGCUCCCGAUGGUCAUCUCGCGCAAGGACAAGGCGGAACCAGCUACACCGAGGAGCAGCUUGCGGCGCAACAGUACAUAUGCAUUGCAAAUAUGUCUGGGUCUGGAAACUUGCGAUGCAAGGAAGGGAAUAGCGAGCUCGCUGUAAUUAUACACUGCCAACCAUGACAAGUUUUUUCCUGGUUCUAAAUUGCGUACUCCGCAUGAGACGCUGCGUUUCCGCAUGACAAGCGAGAGGAGCUCCAUGCAGCCACGCAACACAGAGUCCAGUGUCAUUCCAGACUAGCAUGACAAGCCUCGCAAUCUCCCAGAUCCAGACAUAUUUGCAUUUGAUAGUACAUCGAGGAACACGACCUGGAAGAGCUCCUGGCCGGUUUAGUGAAUCACAUUCUAGCGCUUCGGCCCGGUAGUUCUUCGGCAACUAGAAGUACUUCUUUGAAAAACACGGUGGACACAGAACCGCAGGCCCUGCAGGCCGCUGCGCAGAAUGUGCAUGAGCAUGACAAAUUCACCCCCGCCAUCGCCGGCAUUCUGUACUUGGCGCAGCGGGUGGACAGUCACGAGUUGCUGAAGAAACACGGAAUAUCCAGGAGUGCAAAAGUAUCGUAUUCGUUUUCGUACUAGUUGCAGCAAUCACGCAUGACAUUUCUUCCUUGUUUACCCAAAACUGCAUCACAAAUUCUUGCAUUUUCAUCUUUUGAGAAGAUUUGUCAUGCACCUGAAGCUGUUACUAGUACGAUCGGUGGAUCUUCCUUUUGCAAUGCAUACGGAAUCACGAUUGACAAUGAGUUGGUGAACGCAUUCCGCUUGCCGAGGGAGGCGGAGAGGGAGAGAGAAGCGAAGGCGAGGGAAAGAGGUAUGGAAUCCGGAUCAUGUUUCCUGCAUGACAAUUGGCAAAAGUAAUCUUCUUUCAGCAUGACAGAUUGCACCUCAUCAAACUAACCAAUAGCAAUAUCGAAAAAACACCUCCGCCCAGCCCUCACCGAACCGUUCGCGGAUACCGUGUAUCAAACGAAAAAGUGUUAACCUUAACUGUUUUUACAGUUGACAGCCAUGCAUUACAAAUUUUGCCUGCCAUGCAUGCUACGCAAUACAAAUUUGCGCACUUUUUCUGAUGCAUCACUGCAUCACAAAUUCCGGUAACUUGGUUAACAUUUUUUCUUGUGACACCGUGUGGGAAAAGCUCAUCGCCCCGGCUCUGCGAGCAGGACAGUCUCUGCAAGCGGUUUUUGAGGAGAGCAAUGGUGUCAUUGGGGAAUCUACAACGAGCAGCGACAUGCUGUUGAACUUGAACACUGGUGGAAAUAAUAUUAAAACGUCAACCUCUGGAGCCGCGACAAUGAUUGGUGCUGGAGCGAACAAUAUUUUGAAAUCCACGAAGUUUUUCACCUGGCUGACCGAAGCGUUGCUGGAUUUCACGAAAGGUGGUGCGACUAGUGUGGUUCUUCAUCCGGACGGCGAUGAAGGUGCUGGCCAACAACAAAAGUUGUCGUCAGGCAAGAAACACAGUGACCACUACCAGCUAGAGCAGCUGCCCCAGGUAACACUCGAUGAAGUCGCCGUCUACAGGAUUAGCCUACUUGCGGAGAAAGAGCCGGACGUGGUUUUUGAUUGCAAAGACGAAGAGGAGAAGACUUUUUUGGACUUCUUGCUGGAUUACGACCCAACAUCCUCUACCGAUAAAAACACUGCAACAAAAAAUAAUUCCAAGGAGAAACAAAACACCAAUUUGGUACUGGCCGCUGCAAAAGCGGCUGCGAAUUGGAUUAAAAACAACAAUUCCUCGGUGCUGGCGAAUAGAACGAAGAAGCCGGUCGGAGGGACGAGUAAGGAAAAGUGAGCAGGAGGCUGUACCCUAUUGUGAAGAUCGACAUGGAGUAGACUGGAGUGCUAUCGUGGUCUCUUUGUCUGAAUAAAAACCAGCACACACAAGGUCACGAAAUUCUUGCACGCCCAAACCUCCGAGUACAAAAGUAUAACAAUUCGGAAAUGUGCCCACUUCUGUCGGAAAUUGAUUCCACCACGAGGACAUGCGGCGUAUACUAAACGCUGGUAGACCACUGGG
Messenger RNA from Amoebophrya sp. A120, 2203 nucleotides. Lineage: Eukaryota; Dinophyceae; Syndiniales; Amoebophryaceae. The record is from the annotation of a GenBank genome assembly.